AUGGCUGUUAUUGAAAUUACAUCGCAGGAUCAGUUUACAAACUUGACUACCGUGGAGGCGGGAAAGAAGUUACUUGCUCUUUACUUUCAUACUCCUUGGGCUGAGCCAUGUAAGACAAUGAAUGAGGUGUUUGCUGCGUUGAGUGAGGAGCCGGUCAACAAGGAGGUGGUAUUUAUAUCUGUGAACGCGGAUGAGUUUGUUGAGAUCUCUGAACUGUUUGAAGUGUCGGUGGUGCCAUAUUUUGUUUUGAUUAGAGAAGGGACGAUUCUGAAGGAGCUAUCGGGAGCUGAUCCCAAGGAGUUUGUCGGGGUUUUAGGGCAGCUUAUCGGUGGCGGUGGAGUGGGAGUGGCGGGUAGUAGUGGUUCAAGGGCUGGGGAGGGGUCAUUGGGGAUGGCUAGUAAUGACGACGAAGAAGAAGAGACCGAGGAGCAGUUGAAUGAGAGGUUAAAGAAACUGACCCACGCUGCCCCUGUAAUGUUAUUUAUGAAGGGUACUCCCUCUGAGCCAAAAUGUGGGUUUUCUCGUCAAAUGGUGGGUAUUUUGAGAGAACACCAGGUCAGGUUUGGGUUUUUUGAUAUUUUAAAAGACGAUAGCGUCAGACAGGGGUUGAAGACAUUCUCUGAUUGGCCAACUUUUCCACAGUUGUAUGCUAAUGGUGACUUUCAAGGUGGUUUGGAUAUCAUCAAGGAAUACUUGGAAGAAGAUCCCGAGUUUUUUCAACAUACGUUAGGUUCCUGA
Molecule: messenger RNA, 738 nt
Organism: Eremothecium cymbalariae DBVPG#7215
Lineage: Eukaryota; Fungi; Ascomycota; Saccharomycetes; Saccharomycetales; Saccharomycetaceae
Product: PICOT family protein
Exons: 1
Coding region: 1-738 (245 amino acids)
Molecular function (GO): 2 iron, 2 sulfur cluster binding
Source: RefSeq, a predicted model, not a curated record